This is a messenger RNA of Cucurbitaria berberidis CBS 394.84, 1671 nucleotides long. RefSeq lists its product as uncharacterized. Bases 164 to 1630 code for a protein of 488 amino acids. Lineage: Eukaryota; Fungi; Ascomycota; Dothideomycetes; Pleosporales; Cucurbitariaceae. The record is from RefSeq and is a predicted model, not a curated record. The transcript has a single exon.
CUUGUGUGCAUCGCCACCUUCUAGGCUCCUAUCUUCAUACAUCUACCAUCCUACUGCCUGUCCCUAGCUGGUAACCAUCAUCACUAUCAUCUCCGUUCUCGAACGGAAGUGCUUCUACCAUAUCCUUCCUCAUCUCGAGUCAGCGCGAACGAGCCGAUCUAGCAUGGAGGUUGCCAAACAGUUAGACGAGGCUGGAGCCUUCGUACACGAACCGCUCGACCAGACUCAACCUUCCAUUCGCCUAAUCCGCGUCUCACCGGAGCUGUCUGAAGAAGGACUUAUCCAGUGUUCCGUUCUCCACACGACAAUCGAGGCAUCGUACGUUUGUCUGUCGUACAGAUGGGGCGACCCGGAGCCCACGAACGCAAAAUUUAUCUUAAUGAACGGGAAGCGGUUUGCUGUUCGCCAAAACCUCUCCGACUUUCUUCGGCUGCUUCAGUCGGAGCCACCGCUGGGAGUGGGGAAUGACUACUGGAUUGAUGCUUUGAGUAUCAACCAAUUAAAUACUUCCGAACGGAAUCACCAAGUCACGCAAAUGGGCGCGAUAUACUCUGGUGCGGAACAGGUCCAUGUGUGGCUUGGAAAGUGCGCCGACAUCCACUGUAUACGGCGGGUUUUCGAGAACCUAGAUGAACAGACGAUUAUCAAGAAUAACGAAUUGGAUCUCAUCAACCAACACAUCAUUUGGAACGACUACUGGGCGCGGGCAUGGGUGACUCAAGAGAUCAUGCUUGCACGCAACGUUGUAGUGUCACUGGACACAAUUCUGGUCAAUUUCUCUCGCCUUGUUCUAUUAACCAGAAACUUGUGGCAUCAGCCGUCGUUUUCUGCUUUCGCGCAAUUCGUCAAAUGCUAUCAAAACGACACCAAAACUCGAGACCAAAGUCUCCUAUCUUUGCUAUCGAAGUUCCGAGACAGGAAAAGCAGCGUCCCUCACGAUAAGGUUUACUCCCUGCUUUCCUUGUGUCACGAGAAAAGCGUGAUUGAAGUUGACUACAAUGUCGGACAAGAUGAUCUGGCAUAUUCGGUUCUAAGUUGUCGCAAAGAAGAUAUCUGUAUCUGUUCUGCUGCUUUAGUGGCAAAGGCUAUCUUCGAGGUCGAUCCGCCUAGCCGAUGCGCAUUCUCAGAGCUAUUACUCGAGAUUGACAUAGCUGGAUGUAACUUUUCAAUGUCGAAGAAUAGAUAUGGUAGCCACCUUAGUCUAGGCUACCUAGGAGAAGGCGGAACAUGUGAUCUGUCUUCUUUCAGCUACUUGCUUUUGGGGGAAGGGGUUCACAAAGACUGUCUUGGAUUCUGGCUAUACGACUUCGCCAAGACACUUGUAAACGACACCGACCUAUCCAAGUACUGCAGACGUCUACUCGUAUCUGCCACAGUGGCUCAACUCGUUGCAGUUAUAUCUCACAUGGGUUCGCAGAGUGCUAUGUAUAACUUUUCGUCGGGGUGGAGCAUCCAAGUGUUGGAACAUGAAACAAAUCUAUGCAGAGUACGAGUUUUUCUACCCGCCUUGGGAAGCAGUUUGGGGGCUGUAAUCGAGGCGUGUCCAUCUCCUAAACCAUGGCACCAAAAACCUGCUUACGGACCCAUCCAAGACAUCCGUUUAGUGAGAAGAUCUUAUGAUGGCCAGUAGGGUAAUCGCUAUAUGGAGGAAUUCAGUAGCAAUGAAAGCAA